Molecule: messenger RNA, 657 nt
Organism: Frieseomelitta varia
Lineage: Eukaryota; Metazoa; Arthropoda; Insecta; Hymenoptera; Apidae
Gene: Pomp
Product: proteasome maturation protein-like
Exons: 5
Coding region: 158-583 (141 amino acids)
Biological process (GO): proteasome assembly
Cellular component (GO): cytoplasm; nucleus
Source: RefSeq, a predicted model, not a curated record
UUUGUAUUAUUAAUGAUAUUGUUACUGACUUGCAUAUGUAACCGUGGAGUUGGUUUUUUAAUGAAUUUGUGAAACUAAUGAAUAUUGUGCAGCAAAUUCACAUUGCGUGACUUGGUUUUCUUGAAGACUUAUACAUAAGACAUAUAAUCAAGUAACAAUGAGUUUUAGUUUGCCACCACUUGUUCCAAAACCUAUUGUCAACGAGCAGUUCAACAUACAUGAUGACAAUUAUGGUAUACCGAAUCCAUUGGUUUCAGGAUUAGCAGCAACUAGGCAACAUAUAGGUUAUGCACAUCUAUUGGAAGCAUCAGAAAAAAAUUAUGAGAAAAAUUGUACUCGCAUGAACAUGGUGCUGUUAAGAAAUACGCAAGGAUUACAUGCUCCAAUGCGUCUGGCAAUGGAAUUAAAGGCUACUGAAAAGAUUGGAAGACUUCCAUUUCUUCCAUCGUCGCAUAUGAUGAAAGAUGUAUUACUUGGAAAGGAUGAGGAAAUAGGGUUUGAAGAUAUAUUAAAUAUACCUGAAUUUAAAGAACAAAUGGGCCAACCGCACGCUAUUGUUGAAAAAAGUCUUGGGAUAUUAUAAUCUUUUGUUAAUAGUAAAUCAUUUACUUUAUAUUAUCAAACAUCCUAAGUAACAAUAAAUGAUUAAUAAAUGUC